AUGCUUCAUCUGAAGCAAGGUGAUCCUGAACCGGUGGUUAAUCCAGAAAAAUUCACGCUUUAUGACCUUAAAUUUUGUCCCUUCUGCCAACGAGUUCGCUAUACUCUUGAUUAUCACCAAAUUCCCUAUGAUCGUGUUUUGGUGAAUCUCAUCAACAAACCCGAUUGGUAUCUUCGGUUACAGCCAGAGGGUAAGGUUCCACUGCUACGAUUUCGAGGAGAGCGACUCUCCGAGUCUGAUUUGGUGAUGCGCUUUGUUGACCAAUUUAAUGGCAAACCAGAAACCAGUUUGUUGGCAGUUUGCGGUGAGGAAGCCUUCCGUGACUCCUUAGCCCUUUCCGCCGAGCUGGCACGACCGCGAUUUCGAGUCGCUUACUCUCUCGACGCCUCAGCUGAUGAUGUGGACGCAUUUGUUGCCACCUGUGGCAAACUUGAGGCAGCUUUAAAACAGCCCUACCUUUAUGGUGAUAGAGUUAGCCUAGCCGACUUGGCUAUCGUGCCUUUCUUCAAUUACUGGCACUACACUAUGCAGCGCCUUACCGAUCUCAAGGCUGACACAACGGAGGAGGGCAUUUCCACCGCCUUUCCAAAGCUGCGCCAGUAUCGUGAAAUGAUGUUGUCCCAGCCAUAUGUAACCGCUACCGCCUGUGAUGAGGACGAAUACGCCAAGUUUGUCCAACUCUGGCGCGUCAAGGAUGCCAACGCGAUCUUCUAG
This is a messenger RNA of Hydatigera taeniaeformis, 714 nucleotides long. The record is from the annotation of a GenBank genome assembly. Lineage: Eukaryota; Metazoa; Platyhelminthes; Cestoda; Cyclophyllidea; Taeniidae.